Molecule: messenger RNA, 2135 nt
Organism: Aspergillus ruber CBS 135680
Lineage: Eukaryota; Fungi; Ascomycota; Eurotiomycetes; Eurotiales; Aspergillaceae
Product: GMC family oxidoreductase
Exons: 8
Coding region: 1-1998 (665 amino acids)
Molecular function (GO): flavin adenine dinucleotide binding; oxidoreductase activity, acting on CH-OH group of donors
Source: RefSeq, a predicted model, not a curated record
AUGACCAUCCCGGAAGAGGUGGAUAUCAUCAUCUGUGGUGGUGGCAGUGCCGGCUGCGUACCAGCCGGCCGUCUAGCCAACCUCGACCAUAACCUCUCGGUUCUCUUGAUCGAAGCUGGUGAAGAUAACCUGAACAAUCCAUGGAUCUACCGCCCCGGUAUCUAUCCCCGGAACAUGAAGCUGGACUCGAAGACCGCUUCAUUUUAUCAUUCACGACCAUCGGAGCACCUUGACGGUCGGAAGGCUAUUGUUCCAUGUGCGAAUAUUCUUGGAGGAGGGAGCUCGAUAAAUUUCAUGAUGUAUACUCGGGCUUCUGCUUCGGACUAUGAUGACUGGCAGGCAAAGGGCUGGCGUACGAAGGAGCUUUUACCAUUGAUGAGGAAGCACGAAACUUACCAACGUGCAUGCAACAACAGGGAACUUCACGGUUUCGAUGGUCCCAUCAAGGUCUCAUUUGGGAACUAUACGUACCCUGUUAUGCAGGAUUUUCUACGAGCGGCAGAGUCUCUUGACAUCCCAGUCACGGAUGACCUGCAAGACUUGAAGACUGGGCACGGCUCUGAGCACUGGUUGAAGUGGAUCAAUCGUGAUACUGGCCGUCGAAGUGACGCUGCUCACGCAUACGUUCACAGCACUCGAAGCAGACAUUCCAACCUACACUUGAAGUGCAACACUAAAGUGGACAAGGUCAUUAUCGAAGGUGGCAGAGCAGUCGGAGUCGCAACUAUACCAACCAAGCCCUUGGACGGCCGUAACCCACCCCGCAAGAUCUUCAGAGCCCGCAAGCAGAUCAUUGUUAGCAGCGGUACUAUGGGCUCUCCCCUCGUCCUUCAAAGAUCUGGAAUUGGUGAUCCUGAGAAGCUCCGGGCAGUUGGGGUCAAGCCAAUUGUGGACCUGCCUGGCGUGGGCCGCAACUUCCAGGAUCACUACCUUACUUUCUCUGUCUACCGGGCUAAGCCUGAAACCGAGUCGUUUGAUGACUUCAUCCGGGGAGACCCUGAAGUGCAGAAGAAGGUGUAUGAUGAGUGGAACUUGAAGGGCACCGGUCCUCUAGCCACGAAUGGCAUUGAUGCUGGUGUGAAGAUUAGGCCGACGCAGCAGGAAUUGGAGGAAAUGAAGAGGUGGCCUACGUCUGAUUUUGUGAAAGGAUGGGAGUCCUACUUUAAGGAUAAGCCAGACAAGCCUGUUAUGCAUUAUUCAAUUAUUUCUGGAUGGUUCGGUGAUCAUAUGCUCAUGCCACCGGGCAAGUUCUUCACCAUGUUCCAUUUCUUGGAAUACCCUUUCUCUCGUGGAUUUACCCAUAUCCAAUCCUCAGACCCAUACGAGAACCCUGACUUUGAUGCUGGAUUUAUGAAUGAUAAACGCGACAUGGCUCCCAUGGUCUGGGGUUACAUCAAGUCUCGAGAGACGGCCCGCCGGAUGAAUGCGUAUGCUGGAGAGGUGACCGGUAUGCACCCCCACUUCAAAUACAAUUCUCCGGCUCGCGCAUUUGACCUCGACCUUGCGACUACCAACGCCUAUGCCGGACCGAAUCACCAUUCAGCUGGUAUUCAGCAUGGUUCCUGGUCACACCCUCUGGGACCGGGAGAGCAGCCUGCGUCGACUUUCCUCAAUUCUCACAAGCAGGAGACCCGAGCACCGCUUAAUUACAGCGCGGAUGAUCUCGAGCAGAUUGAAAAAUGGGUUCAACGUCACGUAGAAACCACAUGGCACUCGCUGGGCACUUGCAGCAUGGCACCCAGGGAGGGUAACUCGAUUGUCAAGCACGGUGUUGUCGACGAUCGUCUGAACGUUCACGGUGUAAAAGGUCUCAAGGUCUGCGAUCUGUCUAUCUGUCCGGAUAACGUAGGCUGCAAUACGUUCAGUACUGCUCUACUCAUCGGCGAGAAAUGUGCGGUUCUCACCGCGGAGGAUCUGGGCUACUCAGGCUCUGCUUUGGAGAUGAGGGUGCCUACUUACCAUGCUCCGGGAGAAGUCGUGAACCUGGCACGCCUGUGAAUGGCAUUAGCUGCAUAUGCUUCUAUAAUUGUUAUGAUUUUUACGCAUUUGUUCUCUAAUUACCUGUCUUCUGUGUUGCUUGGAUAUAGUCAAGCCAGAUUAUGUAUGGCAAACCUUUCUCAUGAUAUUGAAAUGCC